AUGCGCCGCAACAGGGACAAGUCCGAAAGCCCCGAGCGGACGGAGAACGCGGUGGCCGAUAGUGAACCAUCAAAUGUGCUCGACGUUGUAGUGGAAAACAAGGAUGUUGAUCUAAGAGUUUUGCAUCCGGUUAUCGGCGAGCCGACGCCGGCGCCGGUGGCCCAGAAGAGACCGUCCACCGAGAGCCUCGAGGGGAAGGUUAAGAAGAAUAAGCUCGACAAGUUCGACAUCCUGUUCGGCAACGAGGACGUGGAUCUGCGUCAGCUGCCGCAGGUGGACGAAGUGAUCGCGCCCCCACCGCCGCUCAUAACGGAGAAACCGAAAGUCGUCGAGGACCUAGACGACUCGGAGGAGUACGGACCGUCGCCCGCAUUAUCGCCAAAGAAGGACUGGCACGAGGUCAAGGAGAAGAAGGAGGACACGAAGAAAACGCCCUCGAAACUGGACCUGGUCAGGGCCAAGUUGGCGGAGGCGACCAAGGGCAAGGACCGAUUGGGCAGACCCCUGCUCUUCAGCAAAUCACCAAGCAUCGAGAGAGAGAGACGGCGUACGCUCAGUCCAGACGACGGGGAUCAGAGAUCGGACAGCGGUGAUGACUUCACGGCCGAAGACCACAAGAAGACGAUAUCCAUCAUCAUGUCCCAAGCCAAGGAGCAGUUCAGCGACGGCAAGCUCGACAAGAACCAGUACAACACCCUCAUGUAUCAGGUGCUGCAAUUGAAUGAAAAGUUAAAGCUAAAAGAGGCCAAGCAGAGGGAGUCGCUUGAGCUCUCCAAGCGGAAGCUGAAAGCGCACAUCGACGAGGAGAACCACAAAAUCGCCAGCCCCAAAACGUCCCCGUCCGACAGGAACAACUUCGGCGAUAUCGACGAGAGGGUCACGCCGUCAGUUUUCAUGGAAACCCCGCCGGACAGCCAAAACUACAUGCAGGACUCCGACAUGAGGAUGAACUCGGGCCCGCCGGGGGAUUCGCUCGACGCGGCCAAGUCUAAGGGGCUGCUGCCGCUCCCGCCGAUGAUGCCGAUGUACAUGGGCCCGUACCCGAUGUGGCGCGGACAGCUGCGGCCGCGGAUGGACGAGUUCGGACCCAGGCGGUUCAGGGGACCUGUGCCGCCCUACUUCAGGGGGAAGUUUGAUAAGAGGGCGCCGAGAAUGCCUUUCGACCCUCGGCUGCCGUUACCGCUGCCCGCCCCGAAGUUCGGCAUGUGCCAGGGCGAGAGCCCCCUCGCGCCGUACGAGCGGACGGAGUCGCCGCCCCCGAUCGGCGCGCCCGGCCACACGAUCCCGCCCACCAACUUCCAGGUCCUGGAGUACAUAGACCAGGACCCGGUCAAGACCAUCCAAAUCGACGGGGUGCCCAGGGAGAUCAGGUUCUACGGUGAGACGGCGGUGAUCAUGCUCGACUGGGACGAUCCGCGCGAGAUCAAGUUCCUGCCCGGCUGCAGGCGGGUCACCUUCGACAACAAGGACUCCGUGAUCCUCAACUUCAACGAGGGCUACAAGCAGGUGGAGAUCGACGAGCAGGUGUUCGACAUACGCUUCGGUGCGCCGACACGCGAGCUCUACAUCAACGGGAGGUGGUACGAGUGCUUCUUCGGCGGGCAGCCGCUGGGCGUGCUGAUCGACGGCAAACCGCGCCUCCUCCACCUCGAGGGUCCACUGCCCCAGGUGGACAUCGGCAAAACCAAGCGCACGGACCUGGUGGCCGGCAAAAUCAAUCUCAUCAUCAACGCCACCCAAAUGUGCCCCGUUUACCUGGACGCCAAGGUGCAGAAGGUGCUCAUAAACGGGCAGUUCUUCACGCUGCGCUUCGUCGACGCUCUACGCACUGUCCUGAUAAACGAGAAACCGUUCAAAGUGGAGUUCGGCGACCUGCCGAGGCCUAUAUUCGUCGGCAAGGAGAAGUUCUUCAUCCGCUUCUCGGCGCUGCCGCGACAAGUGAAGCCCGGUCAGGUGCAGAUAGCUGACAUGGAGGGCGUCUCUGUUCCCGCAGUCCCCAGACUUCCGCCACCCGUGGACAAGAUGUCCGUCCCGGAAAAGGAGCCCGAGGAGGCAGAAGCGGAGCCCGAGCCGAGACCGAACAAGUCACCCAGCCCCGAUAGAGAGAACCAAGGUCUCGACAUGUUGGCCAGCCUGAUGCCGUCGAGCAUGGCGCCCGCUUCGGGCUCCGAGUACAGCGUGGCGGAGCCCCUCUUCAACAGCUCCGCCAAAAUCCCCGGCCUGGAGACACCCUCGGAGGAGAAGCCGGCCAACCCGCUGCCGAUUCCCAGCAACAUCAACAUCAACGACCUGUUCGCUAAACUCGUCGCGACGGGCAUAGUCCCGAUGCCUAAGGAGAAAAAGGAGGAGUCCAAACCGGAGGACGUGAAGCCUAAGCAGAUCGAAGACAAGAGCGUCAUUCACAAAGUGGACUUGCUCAAACCGGAGACCUUGAAAGUGCCGCAGCCGGGGCUGGUGCGGCGGCUGUACGGCGGCAUGCAAUGCAGCGGGUGCGGCGCGCGCUUCCCGCCGGAGCACACGGUGCGCUACUCGCAGCACCUGGACUGGCACUUCCGCCAGAACCGGCGCGAGCGCGACUCCGCCAGGAGGGCGCACUCGCGCGCCUGGCACUACGACCUGCCCGACUGGCUGCGCUACGAGGAGCUCGAGGAGCUCGACGAGAGAGAGAAGAACUGGUUCGAGACGAACGCGGCGGGCGGGGAGGCGGGCGCGGGGGCGGGGGCGGGCGCGGCGAGCGAGGCGGGCGCGGGGGCGGGGGCGGGCGAGGCGCCCAGCGCGGCGGCGGGCGCGCCCAAGGCGGCCCACUGCGCCCUCUGCGGCGACCCCUUCCUGCAGUUCUACAACGAGGACCGCGAGGAGUGGCACCUGCGCAACGCGCUCUGCCACGACGCGCGCCACUACCACCCGCUCUGCCUCGCCGACUACAAGGCAUCCCUUGCUAAAGAGGAACAGGAAGAGUCAAAAGAAGAGGUACCAGAAGUUGAAAAAUCAGAGCCAAUAGAGAUAAAGGACACUGAAGAAGUUGCGGAUGCCUCAGAUGGUGAAUCCGACGUGGAAGUACUGGAGAUUAAAGAGCCUGACGUUGAAGCUUUGGAGAUCGAGGAGGGUUCCGAUAGCGAAUCGGAUGACGACGUGGUGCUGAAAGCGGAACCAGUGGAGCAGGUGGUGCUCGAGGACGCGGACACGGACGACGAGACGGCGGCGCAGCGCCACGAGAGGGACCGCACCGCCAUGCUGGACUUCAGCCGAGUGCGGGUCAAGCAGGAGCCCAUAGACCCCGAUGACGAGCCCGUAAUAACUGCCGAGGAGGAACGUCUUCCCACCACAAUUGAAACGACACACACGACAGUGACCUCAUCGAUAGACGGAAACGUGCAGCUGGACGCGGCGCCGCCCACCGCGGUCCUUCCCGUGGGCGGAAUCAGGAUCAACAUUACCAAGGCCAUUCCCACCGCAGUUAACAAUCUAGAGCCGAUGCUGGAAGACGUCAGCGCCGAUGAUGAACCACUCCCGCCGGGUGAGGAACCUGAGCUGGAAUACAAGCUGAAGCCGAACUUGGAGGGCGUCCAGUUCAGCAGACAACCCCCUGUGCAGAAAGGGAGUGACUUGUCGGGACUAUGCUCAAUUAUG
Iphiclides podalirius (scarce swallowtail) is the source of this 3630-nucleotide messenger RNA. NCBI's taxonomy places the organism in Eukaryota, Metazoa, Arthropoda, Insecta, Lepidoptera, Papilionidae. The record is from the annotation of a GenBank genome assembly.